AUGGAGAAAAUGAGGAAAUUGGUGAACCAAAUAGCGUAUACACCCCCACAAGAAAGGCUCCGUACACUUUCACCCCUCCAACUUUCUCUCAUACCUCUUCUAUCACUAGCUUCCACUCUCUAUGGCUUCGCACUUCCCAUACGUCAUCGCUUUUACCAACUUGGUUUGCUUCACAAACACAGGUUGCCGGUGCCAGUGAUUAGUGUUGGGAAUUUAACUUGGGGAGGUAAUGGGAAGACUCCAAUGGUUGAGUUUCUUGCUGUUUGGUUGGCUAAUGCUGGAAUUUCACCUCUUAUUCUAACAAGGGGUUAUGGUGGCGCAGAUGAAUCAAAAAUGCUUCAAAGGCAUCUGUAUGGAACACCCGUGAAGAUAGGCAUAGGUGCAAACAGGGCCGAUACAGCUUCCUGUUUUCUGAAAAGAUAUGGCCAUAUCAGCCCUUGCAAGCAUGGUGACACGGAUUUGGAGAGACUUUUGUCUGAUAACAAAAAGGGAAAUAGUUCUUAUUCUGACCAAAUUGGGAUUGCAAUCCUAGACGAUGGAAUGCAGCAUAUCAGUUUGUGGCGUAACGUCGAGAUUGUGAUGGUGAAUGCAAUGAUUCCGUGGGGGAACCAUCAGUUAAUUCCACUUGGACCAUUAAGGGAACCUUUGGCCGCACUCACACGUGCCGAUAUAGUUGUAAUCCAUCAUGCAGACUUGGUCUCAGAAAAGGACAUUGAUGCCAUAGCAUCAGAAAUUCGAAAAGUAAAAAAAUCUCUUCCUAUAUUCUUGAGCACAUUGGCGCCUUUAUACUUUCUUAAAGCUGGCAACAUGUCAUGCAAAUUGGUUUUGAUGAACAUCCGUAAUACACUUGUCUUAUGUGUCUCUGCAAUUGGAUCUGCUGAUUCUUUUGUUGAGAGGAUAAAGAAGUUGGGGCCAGCGUAUGUUGAUCGGCUGGACUUCAGUGACCAUCAUUCGUUUCAAGCUAAGGAUAUUGACAUGAUCAAAACAAGACUUCGGAAUCUUCAAUCAGAGUUUGCUAUGAAGCCUUUUGUUGUUGUAACAGAAAAGUUCUUGAUUUGCCAGGACUAUGAUAGAUCUCCCGAGAUUCUCAAGUAUUUAGAUCCACAUGAAGUGUUGAUUCUUUGCUCCAGCUUGCAAAUUCUACCUCAUAAAGGAAACACAGAAGAUAGCUUUAAGAAAUGUCUGGCAGCAUUUGGAAAUGAAUUUGUGAUCUUUAAAAGAUGUGACUGAGGUGACUUUUACACGGAGAGCUUGCACUAAGAUAUGCUACACACAAUUCAUAAGAUUUUGUCGGAUAAAUGGAGUUACAGUACCAGAAAAUGGUGGGAGGACAGUAACAAAAGGAAGUAUUUCUCGUCAAGUAUGCACAAGGUAGACCACUUGCCUCCACACCUUACAUCAUCGUCAUGGUUAAAUGAAGUUAGAGCUAUACCACUAGAGCUAUAAGGUACACCGGGAUAACCGAUUGGAAGCAUUGGAAGUGGAAUCCUCUGGUUUAUAUCUGGUUAGAAUUCUGUAAGACUUGGUUAUUUUGCCUUCUCUUGCUGCUAGAUGUAGCGUCGUUUGCCAUUUUUCAACAUCUACUAGGCCAUAAGAUGGAAUAGCCUUGUGGAUUAUGUAUAAGCUCAUUGGUUUUGAAGUACAGAGCUUCAUCUAUAAAACUAAGGUCAAGCUUGUAUUUCAUCAUUGAAGAAGAAACACAUAUAUUCUUGAUUACCUUAAUUCCAGUUUGAAGCAAAGGUCUUCCAAUGUAAAUACUCCUCGUCGUCGUCCAGCAAAUGUGGUGAUGAUCCUGUAGUUGAUUAUUAUCUAAAGUGUACUAGUAUCUAGUUAGCAUUAAUUCUCAAUUUAAA
Lycium ferocissimum is the source of this 1853-nucleotide messenger RNA. RefSeq names its product probable tetraacyldisaccharide 4'-kinase, mitochondrial. NCBI's taxonomy places the organism in Eukaryota, Viridiplantae, Streptophyta, Magnoliopsida, Solanales, Solanaceae. The transcript has 9 exons. The coding region runs from base 1 to 1230 and encodes 409 amino acids. Gene Ontology annotation, biological process: lipid A biosynthetic process. Gene Ontology annotation, molecular function: ATP binding; lipid-A 4'-kinase activity. The record is from RefSeq and is a predicted model, not a curated record.